AUGUUUUAUUGCAACUUUUGUAGGAAGACGGUGGUCAUUAUGAUCUUAGUUGUUUGUUCUUUGUUGGUAGUUGCUUCUGUUUUGUUAGUUCUGCACAUUCUUAAUAAUUCGAAUUCAAGUGACAGUUAUUUUCUAGGAAUUGGAAUUUAUACCUUUGAAGUGAUAAAUAAAUAUAAUCAUAUUCAUGACCCUGCAAUUGGAAAACAACUAAAUGAGGGAUCAAAUGUAAUCCCAAUAAAUAAAGCCCAUUCUCCAUUUACACAAGGAUUAUUCUUUACAGACAAUGAUACAUUACUUGAAUCGUCAGGAUUAUAUGGCGCUAGCUACGUAAGGGAAUUUUCAUUAGAUUCUGGAAAAACAAAACGAUUCAACAAUUUGAAAAGUAAUCUCUUUGCAGAAGGAUUGGCUGUAGUUAUUGAACCAGAGACAUAUAAAAAGUAUAUACUUAUAUUAACAUAUAAAGAAAAACUAAUAAUGGUUUUAGAUUUUGACACCCUGGAAUUAUAUCAUACAUUUGAGCAUGAUCUAGAUGGUUAUGGGUUAACCUCAAAUAUAGAUCUUCUACAAUCAACCGAAGAUUUAAAACAAAUUGAUUUUGCACAAAAUCAGAAAUUAUGGACAACUACAGGAGAUGAUUAUUUAUACGAAAUUGAAAUUCCAAGAAAAUUUUUGAAUACGAAAAAAUUAGUCAUAUCUGGAAAAACAAAAAUUACUUGUGCAGGUUUUGAAAUGUUUCACGUUAACGAAUUGGAAUAUCAUGUGAAGGCAAAAACGCUUUAUGCAAAUGUUUUCUUGACCAAGUUGAUACUCGAAAUCGACAUAUCCAAGGGAACGUGUUUGAAGAUUAUUAACUUGUCUGGACUUGCUGAGCAGCGCGACAAUUACGAGGAAGGUAAGAAUAACAGAGAGGCUGUACUGAAUGGAAUAGCAAUAAAUCCACAAAAUAACAAAAAAGAUCUACCAAACCUAUUGGUGACGGGGAAAUUCUGGUCUAAUAUAUUCGAAAUAAAACUCAUAAAAAGUAUUAACAAGUUGCAGGCAACUGAAGUAUUAAAGCAAUACUUUGAAUCGAUUGGGCAGAAGGUUUCAUAA
Plasmodium gonderi is the source of this 1092-nucleotide messenger RNA. RefSeq lists its product as hypothetical. The coding region runs from base 1 to 1092 and encodes 363 amino acids. The transcript has 2 exons. The record is from RefSeq and is a predicted model, not a curated record. Lineage: Eukaryota; Apicomplexa; Aconoidasida; Haemosporida; Plasmodiidae. Gene Ontology annotation, molecular function: glutaminyl-peptide cyclotransferase activity.